UUUCCGCUUGAACGCGUGUCACGUGACACUUCAUCAGCUACACCUGCGCGUAUGGUUGAAUUCUGCCUUUACGAGGACGGCAAAGGCUCGCCCAGAACACUUUUUAAUCCUACCGAGUGAUCUGAAAUUAUUUUUUAAAUCAUAUGGAGUUAACUUUGUGUAUGAAAUGCGCGACGGUAUCAAAACAAAACAAAAAAACAUGCCUUUGGCGAGCCCGAUGGGAAAAGCUAAUGCCCCGCGCAUGUGCCACCCUGUCCCAGAGGAUUCUGUCACAGCCUUCGUCUACCAUGACAGUCUCAACCCAAUAGGGUGGGAAAAUUGCGGCGAGCUUCUCCCGACAGGAGCUGGUGUGGAAAGUUCGACACACGAGCGGUGGGAUUCUCGGCCGGCCGCGGCGGGGGACCCGACGCGAGGCCACCUUCGACGUCUCGUGGGCCAUGGGAGCCGCGACGGGAGCGGACGACGGGGAUCGCCCUCAGGUCGGCUCCAUUCGUUCCACCCGCGCCUCCCCAUUGAUUCGCUUCCAGCGCUUCCGUCGUCCGAGGGCAUUGGAUGUGCGCGUGAAAGUCGCCUGAGUCAUGGAGCCCGAGUGGAACUGCAGCUCUCGCUGCGAUUCCCCGGCCUGCCUCGGCCGCUCGGGGGUCCGCAGGCAGCAGGAGAGCGCGGAGGUCCUGCAGAGACUGUGCAACCUCAGCCGGGUGGCCACGGACUUCCCGAGACGCUCGCUUUCCCCGGUUCUGAGCGCCGUGGUGUGGACGCUGCUCUCCUGCGGCAUCCUGGUGGCCUUCUGCUUCCUGCUCUUCACCCUGCGCUUCAAACACAACAGGAUAGUGAAGAUGUCCAGUCCCAACCUGAACAUGCUGAGCCUGUUGGGAAGCGUCCUCGCCUACAUCAGCGGCUUCCUGUUCGCCGUGGACACGCCGGCGCAGCCCCAGUUCGGCGCUUCGACCGCCGUACUGCACGCUCGGGUGUGGACCCUGUGCCUCGGCAGCACCAUGGUGUUCGGACCCAUUUUGGGGAAAACCUGGCGGCUGUACCGAGUAUUCACCCAGAGAGUGCCCGACAAGAGAGUGAUCAUCCGAGACAUUCAGCUAAUGGCCAUGGUGGCUCUCUUGAUCCUGGUGGACCUGCUGGUCCUGACUGCCUGGAACCUCUCAGACCCCAUCCGCUGUUCUCGAUCGCUCGGCGCAGUCGUUAAGAUGGCGGAGAAGGAAAUCUCCUGUUCAUUGUCCCAACUUGAUUCCUGCUCGUCUGCAUACUCGAAUCUGUGGGUUAUCAUUAUAGUUUUGAAAAAGGCGUGCCUCCUGCUAUUCGGCACUUACCUGGCCGGCCUGACCAGCGACGUCAGCCACCCUCCGGUCAACCAGACUCCCACCAUCCUCACCGCCGUCACUUUGGUCACCCUCUGCUCCGGCGUGGUCGUCCCCGUGGCCGUCUUCAUGGCGUCCUGGCCCAACGUGGUCUACGGCGCCGUGGCCGGCGCCAUUUUCAUCUGCACGCUGGCGACCAACUGCAUGCUCUUUGUGCCCCAGCUGACGGAGUGGCGGCACUUUGAGGAGGAUCACAUCAACCCGAGUCAGAUGGCCAAGUACUUCAGCAGCCCUAGUAAGAGCCAGCCUUCAGUCUACAGCCAGGACGACGUCUACUUCCUCCUCGGGGAGAACAGCUCCAUGAAGAAGCUCCUCAGUGAGAAGAACGCCGUGAUUGACAGCUUGCAAGAACAGGUGAGCAACGCCAAAGAUAAGCUUCUGCGUCUGGUGUCGGCCAGCCAGCCCAUCGAGGAGCAGGAUGUGGACAACCGCCCCUCCUCUUCCACUCAGACUGCAGAAUUGCAGUCUUGUCACCUUCCAGGUUCUCUACCUCAUAGUGGCUUCAAGUCCACACUGUCACCACCGCCGCCCGUCUCCCCUCGUCUCGACACUGUUGCGUCGUCACCUGGUGGUCUGGGAUCUUCUGAUUGUCCACCUUUGCCUUGCUCCGUAACCCCCGCUGCUGCCCCAUUUCCUCUUUCUGGUGGGUUGGAUACAGGCCCAUGCAAGUCCAUAACGGAAGACCCACUACUGUUUUCGGGGUUUCUUAGGACAACAGAGGAGACGGUUCAGUUUGUCAACUCCUUACAAUCCCCCAGACUUUUGAACCCUUUUGAGGUUGAAAUGUUUAGUAAUGGAUCAACAUCCCCGUUGGGACCAAACACCAGACCGGCUGGUUUUGUUAGUAGCGAGAAGUUGCAGGAGAUCCUUCAAGAACUGAGUGUGGACACGGUCUUGGAAACUGUUCUAAAAUCUGCGAGGAGGCCUUCUUCCCACGGCAAACUUACAGAGAACUCGUCACUCUCCCCGAUCUCUCUGCGGACCCUGCGUUCACCCAAGCCUCCUUUAGUCUUCCGCUAUCCCAGCAUCUCCCCCUACGCCAUGAGGAAACGUCGACCGCCCUUCCGCUCGCCCAGACGUGGUUAUACGCCGCCUUGCCUCCACGCCGAGAGGCGGAUGAGGGACGACUGUCAGAAUCUAAGAAAACACCCCGAGGGAGUCAACCUGAACGGAGGAGUCACUAUGGAUGGUAGCAACUGCCGGGUUCCCAGCUGCGACCUUGAUGUGCAGGAUGAGGAUGUUAGAAGUCCGGCAUCAAGGCCUCACAGGUGUUCUACACAGCACAUCAGUCUGUCCGACGUAGAAACGGGUGGCGACACCAAAGAGCACCCCUCCGGACACGCAGCAGACCCCCGCACGUACUGGGACUCGGACUCGAGCAGCUCCGCCGACUACUGCUUCUACCACCGACCUUACUGUGACUCCUGCCUGCAGCGAGGCUCGCUCCUGUCCUCGGACUCCUCAAACUCCUCGGACAGCGAGUACGAAAGUUACGAUCUCUACCGCUCCGCACGUCCGGUCGUGUUCAAGGAAGACCUAAAACCCACGUUUGUGUAAAAACCACUUUCUGCAGUGUUUUCACUCAACUCUAGAGAUUUGAGUACCAAUGAAGCUCAUCUGGAUUUAGCUUCGCUGAAUUCACUUGACUACAUUUUGUAUUUAAAUAGAAUUAAUAUUCCAUUCCGUAAAUUAUGUUACAAUACGUGCUGUACGUGGAAAAUUGUUUCUUAAUUUGGCGACCUUGAGCUCUGGUCCAAACAAACUCACCCAACCCUAAGUUUGGCUAAAUAAAUAAAUGACAUAGUGAUUUGAUUUUGAAAAAUCAUAUGUAACCUGUGCAAACUACAACUUUGCAAACGAUAACUGCCAAGCAACAAAUACAUCUCUAUAUUAAAUAGCAGCUUGGCAGAAAAAACAAACCAAAACGAAACAUACACGUGCAGAAGGGUGAAAACGGAUUUGAGAUGCAUAUAUAUGGAGUAGUCAAAUUCAAGAUGGGCUCUAUUUAUUGUUAUUUAUUUCAAUGUGUUUUGAAUCUGUUUCACUGAAGCGAGUCAAACGCAAAUGUUUUACACGCAGUGCAGUAUAACUUGUCAUGACAGAGUACCAAGAGAGGAAAUGUUGUACUGCAUGCGCAAGUCUGGUGUGGCAGAGAACUAUUUUAGAAUAGUACAGGACAUGUAUGAGGGCAACAGAACAGCGGUGAGAUGUGCAGUAGGUGUCAGAAAAAUUUAAGGUGGAGUUGGGACUGCAUCAGGGAUCCGCGCUGAGCCCCUUCCUGUUUGCGGUAGUAAUGGAAAGGCUGACAGAUGAGAUUAGACCGGAAUCCCCUCGGACUAUGAUGUUCGCAGGUAUUGUGAUCUGCAGGGAAAGUAGGGAGCAGGUGGAGGAACAAUUAGAAAGAUGGGAGGAUGCACUGGAAAGGGGAGGAAUGAAGAUUAGCUGACCUGGCAAUCCUCUCACGCUCAUCUGUUCUUAUGUAAUAUUUGUUUUUGUUUUUUUUUUUUACUGAAGGGGAGCCUCUAUUGCAUGAAGAGGUCAACAAGUAUGCAAAGCGCCAGUGGCUAGAAACCAGACUACAUUUCUAUGGUUCUUUGGUACCCUUUAUUUGUUUGGUUCGCCAUUUGUAAAGCGAGAUCAUUAAGUAUAUGGGGAAUUCUUUUUAUUUUUUUUUUUUUUUUAGUGCCCAUUUAUUUUGGUCUCGCCGUAUCUUUGAUUUAUUUUUGCUCGACUGGCUCUUUCUUCAUUCUUCAUAUUGAAGCACUGGGGGGGGGGGGGGAUUCUCUUUGUAGCGUACAACAGAGGCGACACAAACCGCACAAAAGCCUCUCCGCCGGCUUUCGUGUGUGGGAGGAAAGACCAGCUAAGAUUAGCCCGUUAUUUUAUUUUUUUCAUAUGAAGCCCACUGGCACACUUACAGAGGAAUGGUGGAGUUAAGACGGCCGCGUGAAUACAUCAGACUCGGCGAUAAGGCAGAACGCACUUGGAACUCCUACGCUAAUCUAAGUCAAUGUUCUGUUUUUCGAUAUAGAUAGAAUUGGGUAAACUGCUUAACUCAAUAAAAUGGUUCUCUAGAGUGGUGAUUCUCAACUGGUGGGUCGCGAGCCCAAGUUGGGUCCCUUGCGUGUAGGUCAUAAAAAAAAAAUAGUUCAAAUGUUACGUAAGCUGUAGCAAACCUUACUGCUUUUUAUUGAAUUGUUUAAUAUUUAUGGCCUGUAAAUGUUUUUCAUGCAAAACAUUUAUUGCAAUUAGGACUUAAACACUGUGUUAGCAUAGGUUAGCGAUAGACUGCGGUGUGUGUCGACGAAUUUGGGUUAUGUCACCAGAGUAGGAGCAGUGAAAUAUUUAACCCCCAUGUCCCGUUAUUUUGACCGGCAUGCAUCAGAAACUUUAUUGAUUUGCGUGUUAAAACAACAUUUAGUGGCAUUUAAACCGCCACGGCGACUCAGCUGGUAAUGGGGCAAUGUUCAUACUCUU
Molecule: messenger RNA, 4847 nt
Organism: Syngnathoides biaculeatus (alligator pipefish)
Lineage: Eukaryota; Metazoa; Chordata; Actinopteri; Syngnathiformes; Syngnathidae
Gene: gpr156
Product: G protein-coupled receptor 156
Exons: 12
Coding region: 579-2927 (782 amino acids)
Biological process (GO): gamma-aminobutyric acid signaling pathway; G protein-coupled receptor signaling pathway
Cellular component (GO): G protein-coupled receptor heterodimeric complex; membrane
Molecular function (GO): G protein-coupled GABA receptor activity
Source: RefSeq, a predicted model, not a curated record